AUGGAUGAGCUUCGCAUUAACGCCAAGGUGUGCUACGAGUACCGUGAAGCUGGCAUUGUGGCGCUAACGGAGACAUGGCUAAAUCAAGACAUCCCUGACCCCUUAUUUGAACUGGAUGGGUUUUCCCUCGUUCGCUCGGAUAGGACGGAGUCGGCUGGGAAGUGCAGAGGAGGAGGUAUUGCUGUUUAUAUCAGGAAUGACUGGUGUACUCAAUAUACGGUGCGGGAGAGGAGGUUCUCCCCACUCAGUGACGCACCCACUGAGAAUCCUGUUGAAAGUGCCCUAGUUAUUGCCGAUUCUAUUACACGGAACGUGAAAAUAGAGACACCAGCCACCAUAGUCACAUGUUUGCCGGGAGCCAGAGCACCUGACAUCAAAGCAAAUUUAAAAGUGCUGGCUAAUGCUAAUCGUAAAUACUCUAAAAUUAUUAUUCACGUCGGCACAAAUGAUGUUCGACUUCGCCAAUCGGAGAUCACUAAAAUUAACAUUAAAGAGGUGUGUGAACUCGCAAGUACAAUAUCAGGAGAAGUAAUUUGUUCUGGCCCUCUUCCUGUUCGUAGGAGUGAUGAGAUAGUUAGCAGAUUAUCAUCACUCAAUGGCUGGCUGUCUAAGUGGUGUCCGCAGAAUAAUAUAGGUUUCAUAGACAAUUGGAAAAGCUUUUGGGGCAGACCUGACCUGUUGAAAAGAGAUGGUAUUCAUCCGUUCCGGGAUGGUGCUGCUCUUCUCUCUAGUAAUAUGGCACAUAGU
Messenger RNA from Megalobrama amblycephala (Wuchang bream), 747 nucleotides. RefSeq lists its product as uncharacterized. The record is from RefSeq and is a predicted model, not a curated record. The transcript is spliced from 2 exons. The annotation marks the transcript as partial. Lineage: Eukaryota; Metazoa; Chordata; Actinopteri; Cypriniformes; Xenocyprididae.